ACAAACAAAAUGACGACGAUAAGCAAUCAGGGCAGGAAGCAGACGAAGCGCGUGGCCAAGUCGACAAAGGCCGGCCUCCAAUUUUCUGUCGGCAGAAUCAGCAGGCAACUCAAGAAUGGAAAAUACGCAAAGAGGAUCGGAGCGGGUGCCCCCGUCUACCUCGCGGCUGUGCUCGAGUACCUCUGCGCGGAGGUCCUGGAACUCGCAGGAAACGCAGCCAGGGAUCGUAAGAGGAGCAGGAUCUCACCCCGGGAGCUUUUGCUCGCCAUCAAGGGGGACGAGGAGCUCUCCAAGUUUCUCGACACUGUAACUCUCAGUCAAGCAGGCGUAACUCCAAAUAUACACUCGGUACUCUUGGCCAAAAGUUCAAGGAGUGUCAAUGAUCACUCACAGUCACAAGCGCUCUAGUUGGUCAAGUAACCACCCCAAUUGAGACCCAGGCCAUUUAAGGCAUUGCUCAAACCGUCUUGAGCUAAUUGAAGUAUUGGAGCCUAAAU
Theileria equi strain WA is the source of this 497-nucleotide messenger RNA. Its product is annotated as histone H2a, putative. Gene Ontology annotation, cellular component: nucleosome. Bases 10 to 408 code for a protein of 132 amino acids. Gene Ontology annotation, molecular function: protein heterodimerization activity; structural constituent of chromatin; DNA binding. The record is from RefSeq and is a predicted model, not a curated record. NCBI's taxonomy places the organism in Eukaryota, Apicomplexa, Aconoidasida, Piroplasmida, Theileriidae. The transcript has a single exon.